GGCGACGUUCCUGAUGUAACGGGUGGUUUGCGAAACUGUCAUAAGAAAUUGAUUUGCCCGCUUGAUAGAGUUUUUAUUCGGCGUACUGCCAGGUAUAAUUUCGGUCAAAACACACUGAUUGUGCUUGUUACGCUGUGAAAGUCCAAGAUGGCAAUGCAGAGUGGCAUUGCUCUCCAGCAGAAGGUCAGUCGGUUGUUGAGCAAACAACAUGGAAAACCCGUACUGAAGCCGAACAAACCCCUUGCCUUGAAGAACGAGGUAGCCAAUAGAAAGCUGAAGAAAGGGGAGGCCACUUGUGUAACAGAGAUGUCACUAUUGAUGGCAUGUUGGAAACAGAAUGACUUCAAAGAUGCACUUUGUUCCAACGAAGUGACAACUUUCUACAAAUGUGUCGAGAGAGCUCAGGCAGAGAUGAGAGCAAAAGGAAACCAGCAGGGCGCUGGCCAAGGAGGACGUCUGCUGCCAAAACAAGCCACAUCUCUUCUGAAACGAUACCCUAAUCUCAGCCAAGAAGUCUAGGACCAUCACUUUGGCUGCCCCGCCCAUCAGUGUGCAUACUCACACCUUGAACUUAUGGCCCUCUUUAACGUGGAGGGUAUUCAGCUGUAAAAAGAACGAAUGUGUACAGGCGUUCGUCGUCGCUUUUUGUCCCCGAGGCGCUGGAAUUCUCUUUGACAUGCGCGCGCCCAGCGAGCCACGGAAACGGAGUCUUUUUGCCGAAUGCAAUCAAUCUUCAGAACAGUAGCAGGUUCUGGCAAAGAGAACAAACUCCCAUUUACAAGACAGUGGAUGCACUUCUGCUGAUUACUGUGUUUAACCAAAUAGACUGCUACAGUUCAUUUGAUUAAACUGUCAGUAAAAUCACUGGGUCUCUGAUUAAAGAUGCAGCUCCUUUAGCCUUUUCAACCUCAAAUUUUUUCCAAGUGGACCAUUUUUUUUCUUAUAAGGGUA
Chanos chanos (milkfish) is the source of this 951-nucleotide messenger RNA. RefSeq names its product coiled-coil-helix-coiled-coil-helix domain containing 1 (gene chchd1). Bases 148 to 519 code for a protein of 123 amino acids. The record is from RefSeq and is a predicted model, not a curated record. NCBI's taxonomy places the organism in Eukaryota, Metazoa, Chordata, Actinopteri, Gonorynchiformes, Chanidae. Gene Ontology annotation, biological process: mitochondrial translation. Gene Ontology annotation, molecular function: RNA binding. Gene Ontology annotation, cellular component: mitochondrion; mitochondrial ribosome; nucleoplasm. The transcript has 3 exons.